CCUCGCACACACACACACACACACUCUCACUCACUCACUCUCUCACACACACACUUCCUCUCUCUCCUCUCUCUCCUCUCCUCUCCUCUGCUCCGCUCUCUCGCUCCUCUUCCAUAAGCGCAGCAGCAGCAGCAGCAGCAGCAGCACACACACACACACACACACACACUCAUACACACACUCUUUAUCUUCAUCGUCAUCAUCUUCUUCAUCAUCGUCAGCAGCAGCAGCAUCAUCAUCAUCAUCUUCAUCUUCAUCAUCAUCAUCAUCAUCUUCAUCAUCAUCAUCUUCAUCAUGGUCCUGUACCACCGUGAGUUUGAGGCCGCAGGUAAGAGCGCAGGUGUGCAGGUGUGGCGGGUGGAGCAGAUGGAGCUGGUGCUCGUACCUGUCGGUCUCCACGGCAGCUUCUAUGUGGGCGACGCCUACUUGGUGCUGCGCACCGUCCAGCAGAAGGACUCACGCUACUACGACCUGCACUACUGGCUGGGUAAUGAGUGCAGCCAGGAUGAGAGCACGGCGGCAGCCAUUUUCACCAUCCAGAUGGACGACUAUCUGGGCGGCAAACCGGUGCAGUACCGAGAGCUGCAGGGGUACGAGUCCACCACAUUCAGCAGCUACUUCAGAGGAGGAAUCACCUACAAGGCCGGUGGAGUAGCGUCGGGCUUCCAGCACGUGGUCACUAAUGACCUCACCGCCCAGAGACUUUUCCACAUCAAGGGUCGACGCGUCGUCAGGGCAACCCAGGUGCCUUUGGACUGGAAGAACUUCAACAAGGGGGACUGUUUCAUCAUCGACCUGGGCGCCGUGAUCUACCAGUGGUGCGGCUCCUCCUGCAACAAGUUUGAGAGGCUGAAGGCUGCGCAGGUGGCCACUGGUAUCCGUGACAACGAGAGGAACGGGCGCGCUCAGCUCGUGAUCGUGGAGGAGGGGAGUGAGCCUGAUGAGGUCACAAAGGUUCUUGGGAAGAAGCCGGAUCUGCCGGAGGGAGAUGACAAUGAUGAUAGCGCUGCUGACAUCUCCAACAGGAAAAUGGCCAAACUUUACAUGGUGUCAGAUGCCAGUGGUGAGAUGCGGGUGUCCUUGGUAACGGAGGAGAACCCGUUCUCCCAGAGCAGCCUCCUCUCAGACGAGUGCUUCAUCCUGGACCACGGCAAGAGCGGCCGCAUCUUUAUCUGGAAAGGGCGUAAUGCCAACCCCAGUGAGCGCAAGGCGGCCAUGAAGACAGCUGAGGGCUUCAUCAAACAGAUGGGUUACCCUGGCAACACCCAGAUCACAGUGCUCCCUGAGGGAGGGGAGACGCCCAUCUUCCAGCAGUUCUUUAAGAGCUGGCGUUCGCGGGAGCAGAGCGAAGGCUUCGGCCGCGUCUACGUCACCGAGCGCAUCGCCAACAUCAAGCAGGUGCCCUUCGACGCCUCCAAGCUGCACGAGUCCCAGCAGAUGGCUGCACAGUACAACAUGGUGGACGACGGCUCGGGCGAAACACAGAUCUGGAGGGUGGAGAGCAGCGGGCGAGUGGCUGUUGACCCAAAGGAGUUCGGGCAGCUCUACGGAGGAGACUGUUACAUCAUCCUCUACACCUACAAGAGGGGCCAGAUCAUCUACACCUGGCAGGGCUCCAGCAGUACUCGUGAUGAGCUUACAGCUUCAGCCUUCCUCACCGUGGAACUGGACCGGUCACUGGGGGACAACGCUGUGCAGGUUCGGGUGAGUCAGGGGAAGGAGCCGGCCCACCUGUUGAGCCUGUUUAAGGAGCGCCCCCUUGUGGUGUAUCGGAGCGGCACGUCCCGUAAGGGGGGCCAGACCCCCCCACCCCCCACACGCCUCUUCCAAGUGCGCCGCAACCUGGCCACCAUCACGCGCAUCGCUGAGGUGGAGGUGCGUGCGGGGAGCCUGAACUCCAAUGACGCGUACCUGCUGAAGAUGGAGGGGGUGGGGGGGGUGCUGUGGGGGGGUCGAGGGGCGUCUCAGGAGGAAGAGGACGGAGCCAAGUACGUCAGCCAGCUGCUGCACUGCUCCAGCCUCACACACAUCAAGGAGGGACACGAGACAGGGGAGUUCUGGGCUGCUCUGGGCGGUAAAGAGGAGUACCAGACAUCCGACCGCCUGGAGAGUCAGACGCUCAGCCAUCCACCUCGUCUCUUCGCCUGCUCCAACAAGACCGGCAAGUUUGUGAUUGAGGAGGUGCCGGGCGAGUGGUCUCAGGAUGACCUGGCGGAGGACGACGUCAUGCUGCUGGACGUCUGGGAUCAGGUCUUUGUAUGGAUUGGCAAUGAUGCUAAUGAACUGGAGAAGACAGAAUCACUGAAAUCAGCGAAGGCGUACAUAGAGUCGGACCCGUCGGGGCGGGACAAGGGCAUGGCGGUGGUGGUGGUCAAGCAGGGGCACGAGCCGCCCACCUUCACCGGCUGGUUCCUGGCCUGGGACCACGCCCGCUGGGGGGGGCAUGAUGCCGCCCGCGCCCUGGGGUCACUUAAGGUCAAAUAGAGCAGAGCGCAGCAGCACGAGGCAUGGGCACACACACACACACACACACACACACACACAGGACGCCUCAGGAAUGCCGGGCCUUCUUUAAAGAGGCUGUUUUUUUAUGAGUUGUUUUAUACUUUUUUUGCUGAAGCUGGAAAGUUGAUAUAUAUAUACAGUAUAUGCACUUUUUAAACAUGAGGCUGUUUUUUUUAUUUAGUUUACAAUAGAAUGCAGUUUUGUUGUACUGUAACUGUAAACUGUAUCCUCGCUUGCUUCAUUAAAUGAAAGAAUACAAAUGG
This is a messenger RNA of Sardina pilchardus (European sardine), 2768 nucleotides long. RefSeq names its product scinderin (gene scin). The record is from RefSeq and is a predicted model, not a curated record. Lineage: Eukaryota; Metazoa; Chordata; Actinopteri; Clupeiformes; Clupeidae. Gene Ontology annotation, molecular function: phosphatidylinositol-4,5-bisphosphate binding; actin filament binding. Gene Ontology annotation, cellular component: actin cytoskeleton; cytoplasm. Gene Ontology annotation, biological process: barbed-end actin filament capping; central nervous system development; actin filament severing.